Arxiozyma heterogenica is the source of this 525-nucleotide messenger RNA. It is a transcript of the gene SPC2, whose product is annotated as signal peptidase complex subunit SPC2. NCBI's taxonomy places the organism in Eukaryota, Fungi, Ascomycota, Saccharomycetes, Saccharomycetales, Saccharomycetaceae. The record is from RefSeq and is a predicted model, not a curated record. Gene Ontology annotation, biological process: protein targeting to ER. The transcript has a single exon. Gene Ontology annotation, cellular component: membrane; signal peptidase complex. The coding region runs from base 1 to 525 and encodes 174 amino acids.
AUGACUAAACCAGUCAAUGUGUAUUCCAUCGGAGAAGUAGCUCAAAGAUUAGAUGAUGAAGUUCCUAUUGUUUUUAAUAGAUUGGGGUAUGAACAAUCUUUUAAAUUGAUUGACAUGAAGUUAUUUAUUGGUUAUUCAAUUGCUACUGUUGCUGGUGUCAGCUUUAUUUUAGAUAAGAAAUUUGGACACAAUAACGUUAUUCAAUAUCAACGUAUCCUUGUCAUAAUAUAUUUCGUUUUAUCGUUUAUAUUUUGGUAUUUCAAAAAAUUUGUGGAAGCUUCUACCCUGUAUAUUGGGAAGAAUAGUAAAGAAAAUACCACCAUAGUAUUCAAGAGAGAUUAUAAAGAAGCUGUUCCAAUAUAUAAAACUGUUUUUAUCCUAAAGGAUCAACAAAACGAAUCGAAGAGUUCAAGCGUUGAGUUGCAGGUUAAUCAUGUUUUCAAUGAAAAAGGCUAUUUACAAACUGAAUUGUUUUUCCAAUGGGUUAAAAAACAAGUAGAAAACAUGGAGUCGAAAAAGGAUUAA